This is a messenger RNA of Cherax quadricarinatus, 1378 nucleotides long. The record is from RefSeq and is a predicted model, not a curated record. NCBI's taxonomy places the organism in Eukaryota, Metazoa, Arthropoda, Malacostraca, Decapoda, Parastacidae.
AUGAACACUGGGGAAAGAUCGGGGAACAUCAAAAAGACCAGGGAACUCAAGAAACCGGGAACUCAAGAAGCCCAGGAACAUCAGAGAAGACCAGGAACAUCAGAGAAACCAGGGAACACAGAGAAAACCGGGGAAGACCAUAAAACCCCGGGGAAGAUCAGGGAACACAGAGAAGACCGGGGAACAUCAGAGAAACCAGGAACACAGAAAGCCCGGGGAACACAAGAAGACCAGGGAACACAGAAAAGACCAGGGAACAUCAGAGAAGCCAGGGAACACAGAGAAGACCAGGGAACACAGAGAAUGUUCAUCUUCAAUGUUCAUCCUCAGUAUUUAUCUUCAGUGUUCAUCCUGAGUGUUGAUCUACAGGUGGUGGAGUGCCUACCAGUGCCAGUGCCACUGGGUCGCCAGGUGGUCCGUGGUAAAGGAGGUCGAGUCACAGACUGGAAGGACUGGUUCACCCAUCACACUGUCAUUCAUGACAACAUUAGUGCCACUGUGGGACUGAUCUCCCAGUGGUGGCACUACACUGGUCUAGCUCACCCAGGUGAGGCUUCACUGCAGGCCUCCCUGGAGAGGAUCGUCACGAACGUGUUCAGUACAGUACUCACUAUAGGUCACUGUCCCUUCUGGUUCCCCUCACUCACCUCUACACUCCAUCAGUACAACGAGAUACACAUUCACUUGCUGGGUGCUGACGAGCCGGAGGUGGGAGCUGUUGAAUCUGGACUCAUGCAGGUGGCGAGCCGGGUGUUGGGGCGCCCGAUUGUGGUGACGCUGGUAGCGCCAGACCUGGCCCACCACCCUCAGACCUUCUCAUGGACGCCCACACGCCCACACCAGGUAACGUCGUCAGUGAGGGCGGUGACUUACUCUGGUCUCUACCACGACUUCUGGCGGGACCAUCUUGCUACCAGUGACACUCACGCUCAGGUGAGUCGACCCCAAGUGGCACUAGCUAUCCACCCUGGAGUACACACGGAUGAGAUGCUGGUCCUGUGGAAGCCCACACUCCAGCUCCUGGCCUACGAGCACGUCCCUCUCGUCAUGACCACCUACAACGAGGCAGAGUUUCACACCACACUCCAGAAACUGGAGACUCUGCAAGCCAAUGUGGUACACGGGGAUGUGAACCCACUGCGCUCCCUCCAUCUCAAGCAGACACCCUACGAGCCUGACCAUGUGUGGGCAGCCAACUCCUACAUCAUUGCCAUUGACAACAGCAGGACAUCGUAGAACUGCCCCUCGACUUCUCUGGACCAUCACCUGUCGGAUCUGAUUCCCCUUGUGCCGGAUCAAGUUGCGUAUUGUCCAUGGAGUGAAAACAAAAGACACGAGUUGCAGAAACAAGCUUUAAUUGUGACAAAUAUUAGCCUUU